Messenger RNA from Aedes albopictus (Asian tiger mosquito), 12976 nucleotides. It is a transcript of the gene otk, whose product is annotated as tyrosine-protein kinase-like otk. Lineage: Eukaryota; Metazoa; Arthropoda; Insecta; Diptera; Culicidae. Gene Ontology annotation, biological process: protein phosphorylation. The record is from RefSeq and is a predicted model, not a curated record. Gene Ontology annotation, molecular function: transmembrane receptor protein tyrosine kinase activity; ATP binding. The transcript has 13 exons. Bases 995 to 4381 code for a protein of 1128 amino acids.
AAGGGGAAUGGCACUGCUGUGAGCAGUGAUGUUAGUACGGAGAUGCAACCGUCUGGAAUAAUGUUACUGUUCGUCGCUCCGACGCUCUAUGGAAUGGUAACCUUCCAAAAACCAACGCCAAAUGGUUUCCAUCGCUGAUUCUUUUAGAUGGAUGAUUCAUUCUGCGUGGAGUCGUGGUGGCAAAGGCCAAGAAGCUUGCCGGAAGGUGUGUUCGACGGACGGGACUGUGCUCGCGCUGCCGGUCGAAUCGGGUCCAAGUCAGAAACCAGUUUCUGUUUGCCGGUCGUGGCGUUCGGUCGUGUUUGGUCUGGAGCUCGCGAGACCGUAGUGGUGGUAGUGGGCUGCUCUAGCGAUAAGCGCAGUGUACUGCUGCAUGUCGAAUUCGGCGAGGCGUUUUGUGUCAGUUUUAAUUAAAAUUUUUAUGUACCUCCGAAAACGGUGUUAAUAAUAAUAAAAAAGUGAUAUGAGAAGAUGCGUUGCUGAGAGUAUAACAACAAUAUUUCAGUAAUUGAAGAGUAUAUGUAGACUGGGUCAUUGAAGAAUCGCACAAGAAUGCUCCUGGAAACCUAAAAAAAGUAAGAAACAACUAGAGAGCGAAGUCGGGUGUGCAGAAGAAACAGCAGAAGUAAGUGGGAGAUAAAAUCGAAAUCGAAAAAGAGUGUUCGCUCUCGCUGACUGUUUCGCACGGCCGCGGCGGUCUUUCAAGAAAAGGGCAAAUCAGCAAUAAUAACAACAACAACAGCAAACCACAAGAAACCGGCGAAGAAGAAAAAGCAUCAAAAUAACAAAACCGAGUGCUGAGGAGCCGCGUGAAUAUAUACAACAAAAAAAAUUGAGUGAUAAAAGGUGAAGUGCGAGCGCGGAAGAUAAAGAAAGCGCGGAGAAGGAAGGCGGUAGAAGGCGCGAUUGCAAGAUAUUUUUAUUGAAGAAGUGUGCAGUUCGGAGACGGGUUGUGCGUGUUUCCUCCGCGUUCGUUUGUGCGUGUGUGUUGAAAAUGUGUAAUAAAAGUUCACUUAGUGCGAUCGUGGUCGUUGCACUGUCGGCAUUCUUUGCGUUCGUCGCCGUGGUCGUUCGGGCCGAGUUCCAAUUUACGGUUUUGCCCAAGUACACCCAGGUGUACGAGGGCGAGUCGGUCGUGUUCCAGUGUCGAGCUUUCUUCGACGAUGAGAUCGACUUUUCCUGGACGUUGAACGGCAAUCCCAUCCGACUGGACCGGCGUGUGUAUUUGAAUGGGACCAAUCUGCAUAUAAACGGCGUCUCGCAGUGGUCCGACAGUGGAGAUUACGUGUGCCUGGCGACGGCUCGUUCCUCCGGGGCCCGGGUCGCCACCCCGCCGGCCAAGCUGGACAUCAUCCGAACUUCCGCUCCGGUGGUGCAACUGGUGAAGCACGAAUCGGAAAAGAGCAACGGUGCCAUCGUGCUCAAGUGUCACACGGGAAGCUGGUCGUCCAAUCAUGGCAACGGAAAUGGCAGCAGCGGCAGCAUCAUCAGCUCCGGAAGAGACGACGAUGGAGUUCAUAUCGAGUGGUUCAGAAACAACGAGCGACUCACCAAAUCGGCGCAUAUCGAUUUUCAGCGUCGGAAGCUGCACAUAAAAAAUGCAACAGCCAAGGAUAAUGGCGUGUACGGGUGCCGGGUGGUGAUGCAUCGGGUGGACACCGCCAGUAGUGGAGGAGGGCCAUCGCCCGCGGCCACGAUGACGACGACGAUCGCAAGCGUCAAAAACUACCGGCUCAAGUUGAAGGGCACCACGACGACCGGUAGUUCCGGUAACGGCGUUUCUGGAGUGCAGACUGCUAAUGACAACAGCGCCAAAAUCGACUGCACCAAAAGCCGAAACUCGCUGCUCUGCCGUGGAAAGCGUGGCGAUAAGCUUGUGGUGGCUGCCGCCCUAACCGCCGGAUCCCCUUCGUCUGCGAUGCUGCCCACCGGAGGCCCAUUGCUGGCCCCGGUGAUGUCGUCCUCCGAUGUCCCGGUGCAAAUCGUUGACCAUCCGGUCAACGUGGUUGUUAAUGAAAGUGCCGCGGCUAUUUUUAAUUGCGGCUUCCAGUCACUCGUUGCCGGUGAGUCCGGUCCGUUGGUGCUGAAGUGGCGCAAGGACGGUAAGGUGAUCCGGAAGUGGGAUAGCGGUGUUGCUGCUGCUGCUGGUAGUGCUGCUGCGGAACUGGAUGGAGAGACGACCGAGAGUUCCAUGUAUCGAGAUGAUGGUCGAAUCCACGUGGACAAGAACAACGGUUCGUUGAUGUUCAAUUCAGUCAUUGCCAGCGAUGAAGGCAGCUACGAUUGUCAGGUUACUAAUAAUGGGAGCGAGUUUUUGGUGACAUCCAAUGCUGCCGAACUUCAAAUCAUCUCAAACCUUCGAUUCACUCCGAAGCCGCCAUCAACCAAGAAUCUAGAGCUGGGAUCCGUCGCCAAAAUACACUGCAAAGCUCAAGGAACGCCUGCUCCGUUGGUCCACUGGAGAAUCGAAGGAACCAAAUCGGACCUCCCGGAAUCGGUCGAGGACGUGAACGGGACGCUCACGUUCCGCACCGUUUCCACAGAUCAUCGCGGAAGUUACACGUGUGUGGCUUCCAACAGCCAAGGAGAGAUCACUGCGUCCGUUCAGGUUCACGUGGUUGUCGCGCCAAAGUUUGAAAUCGCCCCGGAAGGAUCGAUCCAGGUGGCCGAGAUGGGAACGGUGUUCAUCCAUUGCGUUGCGACGGGCGACCCAAAGCCUACCGUUCAGUGGGAUAAGGAUCUGCAAUAUCUGCACAGUUCCAACCAGACCGAAGAGGAGCGGUACAGGAUACUGGACAAUGGGACGCUGGUGCUGACCGAGGUGCACCUGGAUGAUGACGGGAACUAUGGUUGUACAAUCGGGAACAGUGCAGGGCUGAAGCGUGAAGAGGUUCAUCUGAUUGUUAAACCUGCCGACAGCAUGCCUCAACCGGAGGAAUCAUCCGAAGACGGUUUCUUGAUCACGCGAGCGGUCCUCAUCACCAUGUCCGUGGCCUUUGCCUACAUCAUCCUAGUGGUGGGCCUAAUGCUGUGGUGCCGCCAUCGUCGGGCGGCCCGUAAGGCCCGCCUUAACAUGAGCUCCAAGGAGAACGGAGACGUAGACCUGAAAAACUGUGAAAUCGAACCGUGCCUACCGGAAAAGUCCUCGCAGGAUGGGUCGAAAUCGAAGGCGAAGUCUGGAAAGUCGGGUCAUCAGAAAACCGGUUCGAAUGUGGAAGGAGGACAGGAGAAGAGCGAUGACACGGUCAACUCGAACAAAUCGAAGAAAUCGAACAGCUCCAGUUCGAUUCUGGAUCAACUGGCGGUUCCGCGAUCCAGUGUGAUCGAUAUGCUCCAGAUAGGUAAGUGUGACUUUGGCGACGUGUUCAUCGGGAAAAUCAAGGAGAACGAUUGCAAAACGGCGAAGGCGGAACCCGUGAAGGAACCUGCCGCGGGGGAUGAAGUGACCCAUGCUUCCAACACCGAAGUAACGACAGAGGACGAGAAGAUCACCAAGAAGCCUUCGAACGAGGAACUGAACGAGAUCAAACCGGAGAACGACUACAAACCGGUGAUGGUGAAAGCGUUGACCAAGGUGAAGGACGAACAUUGCUGUUCGGAAUUCCGGCGGCAGCUGGACCUGUUCCGGACCGUUUCGCACAAAAAUGUGGUGAAGUUGUUCGGGCUGUGCCGCGAUAAGGAUCCACACUACAUGCUGCUGGAAUACACCGAUUGGGGAGAUCUAAAGCAAUUUUUGUUGGCGACGUCGCCAAGCAUUCCGCAAAAUGGUAGCGUCGAAGCGAAGAACGCCAGCAAGCCUCCACCGCUGAACAUACCGCAGAUACUUGCACUAGCUCACCAAAUUGGACGAGGAAUGGAUGCCAUCUACAAGGCCCGGAUUAUUCACAAGGACCUCGCCACGCGCAACUGCAUCAUUAGCAGCGACUUCUCGGCCAAGAUCUCCCUCGCCGGGCUGAGCCGGGACAAGUACAACAAGGAGUACUUCAAGUACAAGAACCAACUGAUGCCGGUCCGGUGGAUGGCCCCCGAGUGUCUCCAGGACGAUGAUUUCUCCAUCAAGAGCGACAUCUUCUCGUUUGCGGUGCUGGUGUGGGAGCUGUUUACCACGGCCACGGAACUCCCGUUCAAGGAGUUUACCGACGAGGAGUACGUCACACAGGCGCAAGCCGGAAAGCUGGAGUGGAAGCUGGCGGACAAGACGCCGGAGAAUCUGCACAAAAUACUGACUUCCUGUUGGUCGGUGAAUCCGAAGGAGCGACCCUCCUUCAGUCAGCUUGUGGUGGCCAUUGGAAACUGCUUGCAAAGCGAAUACCCAAAGGAACCGCCGGCGGCUGAAGUGGCACCGGCAGCAGCAGCGCCACCUCCAGCAGCGGCAGAUUAAAUAGGAUAAGGAGGCCAUUUUUUCUCAAAUCGUGAUCAAACGACGGAACUUUACACAACGACCAGCUUUUCGUUCAAAAACGCGCGAAGCGGAAAGGACUUUUGAUUGGAAUUCUGCUCUUAAUUAGUAAGCUGUAAUAUAUUAGUAUUUAUUGUCAAACAAUUUAGUAUUUAGAAGUCCUGAACACUGAGGCAAAUUCACAUCGUGAAGUGAUGUGGACAAACGUUUGAUUUUAUUGAUGAUUGAAGUUAAGUUGAAUGAAGAAGUUUGAAAAAGUUUGAAUUUGCAAGAUGAGUUUACAUCGAAGACUUACACAUAGGAAAUCGACUGCCGUACACAUAUGAUGAUGGAUCACACGUGUGAUCUGACUGCAUUUAACGAAGAAAUGAAGACUUGAUAAUCUUAUUACCUUUUCUAGUUCGUAAGAUGAUGAAAGCUAUCGCAAACGUACUGUAUUAUUAUUAUUAACCAGUAGUAUUAUACACUUGUAAUUAGUAUGCAGCAAAAUUAAAGCCGUAAGAAUUUUAUACAUCUCUUAUUGAGAUGAUGAAAUACAGAUUGUAGAACUGAAGAAUCAUACAACAAGAAACGGCAUCGCAAUGGAAGUAUGUCUACCUGGAUGUCAGAGGGUACGUGCAAUUCUGAUGUUUGUCGAUACGCUGCCUCCGCCUUUCAACUGGUUUAUGUGCCGUUGCUAAAAUGAUGAGGUUUUUAUCAUGUGUUUUAUCAUAUGGUUCGUGUAACUUAUCCUUCGCGGGAUGCGUGAAACGUUUGCCGUGUAGUUUCCGCCUUGGAAAACUAACUGCUUCUGUUUAGUGGAACAGCAUACCGUCUGUCCCCAUUGGUUUGACCGCGUCUAAUUUGAACACUUUUUAAUUUGACCCCCGCUGAUCUGUACAUCGUUCAAACUAAAAACGGUUCAAAUGUCAUUCUGCUUAUGGAACGGGGUGAAACGGAACGCAGAAUCAAAACAAAACAGUAAAUAAGGUUACCAGAAGUGUGUUUUUCGGUGCCGACAGGGUAACUAGAAGUUCAAAUUAAAAAUGAACCCCGUUGGUUUACAUGAGGUAUCGUUCAAACCAACGGGGGUAGACGGUAUUUAAGUUUUUACACAGGACACGGGAUAUACCACAAUAAAUCAAAUAUUGGUCGCAAUGGUUUUGUCCCUUUUUAUAAAAUCAGAAAUUUUUAAAGUAAUUACAGUUGUUAUGUAAUAAAAUAGCCAGAGAAAGCUGGCUAUCAUCAUAUCCCAACUUACGCAAGUGUUGUGGAAUACCUUGUAUUCCGGAUUUAUUGACCCAUGGCUCGUUAAUGACGGCCACGGUAAAAUUCUCUUUGGAGAAUCCCCAACGGAGCACUCCCAUGGCGCUCUGAGCAUGGUGGAGGUUCACUUGCAGAACUUUAAUAGCCAUUUUCGGGGUUUCCGCCUCUUUUUUUCCGGACGACUGUCCCACUUCUCUUCCCUGUAGCGACCUGGCUCGCCAGUUUUGCCUCUGUGGUUAAGCUGUCGGUUUUUACAUCCCCUUUGCCCUGUUUAGAUUUGAUUUUGUACCACUAGCAGGGGGUUGCAUGCAAGCUUCGAGUUUUUUCCUUUAAAGGUAGACAGGCUAGCCUUUAUGGUGCUUUUGGGGCGAGAUUUACUGACCUCUCCCGAACCGAAGGAUUCCUCCUAAUGUUCUUGGGUCGGCCUUCCAGUCGGCUUGGUGGUAUCGGCACUCGGUUGAUCUGUAGUCUUCCUUAGUUAGAUUUCACUAAAUCGGUAGUUGAGGGUGUAUUUGAACUUCUGCCACUUUUCUAUCGACACACUCUCUACUGUGAAGAUCCAUUCCACAUGAAUUUAUUUCAGAAUGGAUCGUUUCACAAUACGCCAAUUAGUCGUUAUAAUGUAAUUUUAGCUUUCUAUAAGAGUCUUAAUGCGGUCGUCGUCUUAACUGGAGCUUAAUGGGAAGAAUGCUCGAAUCAUCACUGGACGCGGUAUCGCCACUUUAUCCAUUGACAUAAGCUCUGCACCUUCCCAGGGUUUCAUGGAUGGGGAUUUUCUCUUUAACCACACUGAGGCAAAAAUACUUAGGAAGAACAUUAGAACCCCUUAUGAUUUGGCGACACUACGAUUAUUGUUGAAAGACAUACAUUUUGCUUAUGAUUUGAAAGGGGAAGAUCAAUAUCAAGCCGCUUAACGAUAUCUUAAGUUUCUCUUAUGAAUAUCGUUGGAUCAAAAUUAUAACUAUCGUACGUUUGCUCUUAUUGGAUUCAACUUCGAAAACUUACGGAAAUCAAUAAUAACAAUUAUGAAUAUCAUGCCGCAUGUGGAAUAAUAUUCGUAUUUCUAUUUUAUGGAUUUUUGGUGAAUUAAUUUUGUUCAAUCAUGCCAUGUCAUGUUUCUUGAAUUACCGCGUAAGUAAAACGAUCGAUUUCUCCUCAUGAAUCACUUAAAAUAAAAGCGAGUGCACAUUCAUUCAUGGAUGCAAGUUUGCAUGCCCAGAAAUUUGUGGCGAAAAAAAAUGCACUUUCUUCUUUUCGCUUUAAACUCAACAAAUAAACCUGCAUUUCACUUUUAUUAAAACGUGGAAAUCGAUUAAGAGGCCGAUCGUGUUACUUACGUAUUUCAAGAUUUGUCGUUGAUUUUCGAAGAGAGUUUAUCGACACUUGGGAAAUUCAAAUAAUUUGAUUUCAUGUCCGAUAAUUCCGAAAACAGCUCUGUGAGUAAUGGUUGUUCGUCUAAAACGCAGCUUAUUGGAAAUCAUACCAUCACUGUUACAAUUUUCAUAGAUUUUAAUUAUGAUUUUUUCACAACCAUGCCGCUUAUAUCAAUCAUAAAUGUAGCUAUGGAACGCGUGUUCAACAACUAUAAAGUCAAUAAGCGAGUGUUGAAAUAGAAAAACCGCCCGUUCAUAAGUUGCGAGUUAUGAAAUUCCUAAGUAUUUUUGCCUCAGUGCACGCAGCAGUCUUUUGAACCUUACACGGUAAAAAAACUACACGCUCGAUGUAAGGGAAAAAUCACUUAACUAUUCAAUGUCCUAAUCAACAUGAUCAGAAAUGCUUUCUCUUUGAGAUCGCAAUGCUGUCAGUGUUGAUUUGAGGACCAAAACAAACCCAACGGAGAAAUCAACUGAAAAUCCCUUCGAUUUGCACUACUGUAAAAAGCAAUACGAUCCAAAGUGAAAAGUUGUUGAUUUGGUAAUGACUGUCUUGGGCAUAAAAGUAAAUAUAGAUGACAGGUGGUAGAAAGUCCUUCGCUUCGAUUCACACCUCUCCAACAGACGUGAAGUAGUGUAGUGGUUAAACAGUUGAUCGGGACUCUGAAGGUCCUGGUAUCGAAUCUGGCUGCGGCUGAACAUAUUUUUUUUAAAUUCUAGUUUUGAAAUCAAAACAUUGUCAACAACGAAUUGAUGUGAUGUUCCAUUAAAAUUGAAGAGGCAUUGGAUGUUCUUUGUCAAAUGAUAUGUAAUUGAUAACAAACUGAUUGAACAGUAGUGCGAAUUCAAGUGCCAAUCAGUUCAUAUCACAGUGCAGAUUUUUUACCGUGUACAGAUUAGAACCAUCUACAGUAGACGUUCGAUAAGUGCAACAUGUUCACGUUUCAGCUACCGAAUGUAAUUCACUAACUGCAACGACUGACAGCCGUCAGACAGUUGUCUAUUGCUGUUGGACGCAGCCAGAUUGCACUCAAAAACAUCGUAAAACAGCUGUAGUGCAUACGUAAAAUAUCGCAAACUAGAUGUUAGUCACACGCAACGUAUCUAAAUAACAAGGUAAGAUACUGCAACUAUUAUUCUUGUAUUAGUGAGAAAAGGAAAAAAGCAAAAAAUAGUUAUAAAAUUAGUGCAGAUUAGUAUGGGCGCAUGACUAUUUUGCAAACUUUUUUUGAGAAAUUAGGCUCUCACAUCAAAGAGGCAAUUAUUCAAAGGCAUCUCACUAGAUAAAAAUUGACUUCCAUGCAAUAAAUCAGAAAAUAUCGCCAUUUGAAAAUCAAUAACAUUUUUUAAUUGAUUCUAAACAAAUUGAUUGAUUGAUUGAUUGAUUUAUCUUUAUUUGAGAGACUUUCAGCCCUUGGCUGGUUCGUCUCUUUCUAAACAAAGUUUUACAGCAUUUAGAAACGUUCAAACUAAUAAAACUUUACAAAUUUGGUAGAAACAAUGACAUUCUAGAGUAAAAUCACAAACUUUUCAUAACAAACGCAGAUGUGUUAUUGGGUCUCGUUAUUGACAUUUGCGGGAAUAUCUUACCUUGGUAUUUAGAUACGUUGAGUCACACGAACAGUCGCAACAUUGGACUUCUGUACAGUAGACGUUCGCUCGGUGCAAACGGUUUAACUGCAACGCUUUUUAACUGCAAGUCCGCUAAGUGCAACAAUUUUGCAGUUAUCGCACCGCUAUCUGCCAAAAACAAAACGUCAACAGAGUUGCGAUGUUUUUGGAUGCACUACAGAUGCAUUGCGAUGUUUUUCAGUGCAUUCUGGCUGCGUCCAACAGCAACUGACAACUGUUUGGCGGCUGUCAGUCGUUGCAGUUAGCGAAUUUCAUUCGGUAACUGAAACGUAAACAUGUUGCACUUAUCGAACGUCUACUGUAACUAGUUAUUCUAAUGAGUCGGUCGAUAAGGGGUGUCGUACAUCUGGACUAGUAGAUCUAUCGAAACAUGUGCUGCUCCGGGAGGUAGAUUUUGAGGGGCAGAAUAUUUCCAUCUUCUCCUGCGAACUACUGAGUAGCUGAUCUUCGGUAAGGGCAAGUAUUCUCCAUUUCGCUCUCGCAUGACUGAGAGAGGCAGUCGUCACCUUGAAGGUUGAUUGUAGAAUUUUUACUCAUUUUUAGUCCCACGAGUAGCUAGGGAAAUAAAUGUCCGCUGCACCGCCGUAGUGCAGUAAGGACUGCUUACUGGGGUGUUGCACCCCAGGCUGCAUUCGCGGUUACGCAUGUUUAGAACCCCCUCAACCAUUCGGCACGGGUCGCUUGACACCUUGGCAUUGGGGCUUAUCCAUUUUUGCUUUACAUGAUGGCCAUGACUAACAGCCAUCGCAACCUUCCUCUUUUACCAGGGCUUAGCACCUGUCUGUACCUCAAGUUCUCAAUAGUAUCAUGAUCUCUCGGAUAUGCAACUAUGGAGGACCAUCAUUGCUAGUGGAGUAGCUCCCAUGGUUUUUUGUUUUACAACUCCACCAGAAAUUUCUUUCAAAGUUUUGCAGGAGAUACUAGAAUACCUUCUGUAAAUAUUCAGAAAUCUUCUUCUUCUUAGCGUCACAUCACAACUGGAACAAAGCAUAUAGCUUGAACCCUACAAAUGUUCAGUUCAGUUUCCAUAUCGGACCCCACGUUUGAGCACUCAGAUACGGAAAUAAAAUAAAACAUUACAAGUGCCCAUUCACAAUCGUAACACACUUCAUGCAAUAAUCGAAGAAUUUUCCAUGAAUUGGAGAAAGCAAUUCAUGGAAAAUUCAUCAAACUACUUUACAGACGUAACUAUUCUCUAUGACCAAGGAAGUCAUGAAAAUUUCCUUUACGAAAAGUUUCUGCACCGACCGGGUAUCGAUCCCAUCACCCUCAGCAUGGUCUUUCUUAAUACCCAUAUGUUUUUCAGAGAUACUUCCUAGCAUUUUUCAAGAGUUCUUUAUGUCAUAUAUCUUGAGUGUUCUUUGAUGAUUCCUUUCAGGGUUUUCCUCAGAGUUUUUUCCAGUUUUUUUUGGUUUUCUCUCGGAUUUUCAUUCCAGUUUUUCUCAGUGUUUCUUUGCGAUAUUUUUUUUCGAUAUUUAUUUCACCUGCUUCCUCCUGUGAGUGGAAUUCCGAAUCUCAGAAGAAUUUUUAAAGUUUUUUUUUUUGAGAAUACAGCUAAUUUUUUUAUAAAAAAAGAGGACCACACAUAUUUGGAAAAUAUCGGGAGAUCUCUAAAGUACCGAAAUUUACAAAUAUUCCAGGAUAAACUGAGGAAGCAAUUUCCUGAGAAAUCUCAAAUGAAAAAAUAAGAAAAAAUCUUGUAAAUUUGUAUGAAACUAAAACGGAACUUCGAAUGGGAGAUUCAUUGGGAAAGACUCCUUCGUCUGGAGAUCGUUCCGAAUUUUCUCCCACUGCUCCUGAUGUAAGCUUUCCUGGAAAUGCUUUCAGGAUUCAAAUAGUUCUGGAUGAAUUGCCCAGAGUAAUUACAGGGGAAAUCCUGAGAAAAAAUCCUAGACAGAUCGAGUAAGGGUGCAUCUCUGGAAAAAUCGUGAGGAAAACUCCAUUAGAAAUUGCAGGAAUUUCUUUUGGUAUUCAUCCUGAAGUUCUCUAGGAUUUUCUUCUUUAUUUCUACCGGAGUUCCUCGAUUUCCCCUGGAAUUUUUUAAUGAUAUCUUUUGCAGUUUGUCGUAGGCAAUCGUCUUCUUUUUCUUAUUGGCGUAAUGCCCGACUCCAGAGGCAGGCUAUCCUUCAUUUGGGAAAUUUGUGCCAUGGGUUUUCAUCUUGGUGAUCUAUGAGCACUUCCACAGCUCGUAACUGAGAGCUUUCUCUUCCAAUGACUAUUUUGCUUUUGCAUUUGUAUGUAUAUCAUGUGGCACGUACAAAUAGGAAGUCAAGGAAAUUUCCAUUCUUCGACCGACCGGGAAUCGAACCCGUUGCCCUUAACAUGUGGUCAUGCUGAAUACCCACGCAUUUACAGCUGUAACUAUACAUAUUGGUCCUUCUAUUGUAGAAUAUCUGGCUUUGAAAAAGAUAGCUUAUUCUAAACGUUUGUACCCCACUAAUUUGGGUAAAUUCGGGCUUGCUAGCGUAACAUUUUCACACAACGGACCGUUUGUGUAUCUGAAUGCAAGCUUUGUGUGUCUUUAAACGUUCGUUGCGAGACUAAGCAAACCAAGGAUAUAUUUUGGCACAGUUUGAUAAUCUUGAAGGUAUGGAUCCUGGCUGUAAAAUUUCAUGUGACACUUCUCAGGUUGGUAUCAGCGAUAUCAACUAUGUCAUCACCAAGUGUCACUUUUAGAAUCUAGAAUACCUUUUAUUUAUGCUUAUAUCGUGGUAUUGAAUAUAGUUAUUUAUUUUAUUGUUAUACUUUAUUAACGACACUUUACCACAUGCUGUUGUCAUUCGUGCUCAGCAUCGAAUAGUGGUUAUAGAUAUACAUGUAAUAGGAUCAAAGCGCGUUGUUGAUCAAAUAUCUGAAUCAACUACCCCUGACAUCAAAUCCAAUCUCUAAAGAGCGCCAAGUAAAAGAAAAGCAUCGUUAUCGCACAGACUUGAAAACACAUCAAAUCACACAACUAUGAUCGACUGCCAAGUAAAGACAGAUAUAUGCUACAUUAUUCAAUAGCGUAGAUAUGAUCAAACAAAAUGUAUAGAAUAUUGCAAUUUAUUCAGAGGCAAAUAUCAAUCAACUAUCAAGUAACACUUUCAAAGUAUAAUACCACUCAAUGUCUGAAGUAGAGGACCAGCUUUUCGGCAUAUCUAAUAGCUACCAGAAGCAACCCAUUGUUGAAGCAUAUUAUUGUUUCCCAUUCUUGCCUUACGCUUCCUGUUGCAUUGCAUAGAACAUUUUAAACUCGUACGCAAUUUCUUCUAAUCGAUCUCGUCUCUUGUAGCUAUCCCAAAUCUAUCAUCUGGAAAGUCAUUUUCAUUACCUAUGAAUUAUUAUUCAGAAUCACCUACAUAAUACACUUUUAAGAAAAGUUAGCCCGUAAUCAUUAUGAUAAUCAAACGCGCAGCAGAAAAUGAGGAAGCUUCCAAACAUAACAUAAUCCAACUGGUGCAUUAUAAGUCUUCAUUAUACCAUAGAAAACCGAAAACAUUAAAGCUCAUUAAUUCGUGUAUAGUAACAAACCUAAACUCAGAACCAGAAACGAUGCAUUUGUCUUUACAAAGUCGGAACCGCAUUUUGGCUUCGGCCAAAUCCGCGGCAAAACCCGAUUCAUUUCUACACAUAAAACACUUAUUACAAAUAGGAUGUAAGCAAACAUUUCCAGAAUACUCAAACGACAACCGCGCAGGUGUUGAAAUGUUCGGAUAAAGAGUACCCUCGAGGGAUCGGAAAAUCAAUAAAGUGAUAAACAUCGAUCGAUGAAAGCUGCUUCCAAGGCAAACCGUGCAGUGUAGCGACGUAAGAUUCUGUUUUUGUGUAAAUAGUAACAUAUCAGUUUUCGUAUAAGUUAGGAGGGCGUGGUCGCCCGUUUUGAGUUUCAGUGAUUGGAUAAGCGGUUUCUUGUCUCGAACGAGUCAUAAUCUUGCAGUGCUCUAUAGAAUUCUUUGUAUUUAAGAUGAUAAGUUUUUCCUUUGGCCCAGAAAGAACAGCAACAAAAUAUGGUCUAGUCAUUUGAAAGGCGAAGAAAAUUCGGUCAAUUUUAGAAGGAAGAAAAGGUUUUUUUUUACGAAACACACUUUUUCUUGAAAAUUUGGUGAAUUCUAUCGUAAUGUUUGAAGAUUUUUUUUUUGGUAUUUCUUUCAGAACGAUGUUCAGAAUUUUGUAUUGUUGACAAAAAGUAUAUAGUUAAGAAUCAAUUUGCUGCUAGGAACGGCUAAAAGGCGAAUAAAUGGAAAAUGAAUGCUUAAGUGAUCUAUGUACGUGCAAAGGUGUUUGAUCCGAACCGCAUCCCUCUAUUUCAUGUGUUACUUAUUUUAUGCUGCAGCUCAAAGAAAUGAUU